Darwinula stevensoni is the source of this 681-nucleotide messenger RNA. NCBI's taxonomy places the organism in Eukaryota, Metazoa, Arthropoda, Ostracoda, Podocopida, Darwinulidae. The record is from the annotation of a GenBank genome assembly.
AUGCUUGGUAGCGCUGCAAAAGUAGUAGCAAACAAAGAUAAAACAACUAUUGUAGAUGGCAAAGGAAACCAAGCUGAUAUUGAUGCAAGAGCUGCAACAAUUCGUGGGCAAAUUGAAAAGACAUCAUCUGAUUAUGAUAGAGAAAAGCUCCAAGAAAGACUUGCAAGAAUCGCAGGUGGUGUAGCUAUUAUCAAAGUUGGUGCUGCCACUGAAAUGGAAAUGAAGAACAAGAAAUAUAAGAUUGAAGAUGCACUUAAUGCUACAAGAGCAGCUACGGAAGAAGGUAUUCUUCCAGGUGGUGGGACAGCGUUUGUAAAGAUUGCUGGUAAACUUGCUGAUUUAAAACUGGCUGAUGUAGAUGAACAAAUUGGUGUGCAAAUCGUUCAAGAGGCUAUUAUGUAUCCCGUAAGACAAAUUGCAAACAAUGCAGGACAUAAAGGGGAUUGGGUAGUUGAAAAAGUAAGAGAAGAAAAGGAAUUUAAUAUAGGAUUUGAUGCAAAAACAGGUGAAUUCAAAAACAUGGUAACUGCUGGUAUUAUCGAUCCUGCAAAAGUAUUGAGAGUAUCACUAGAAAAUGCAGUAUCUGCUGCAGCUAUGAUUCUCACAACUGAUGCUGUGAUAGCUGAUGCACCAAAGAAAGAAGAAACACAUAGUCAUGCGCCUGAUAUGGGUGGUAUGUGA